AUAGAAACCAAAAAAACAACAACAGGACAACUCUCUGCAUUUCCAUGGCUUCUUACCAUUGACCUCCGGCACCGGGAACCUCCCUUUUCUCCCUCAAAACAACUGUUCAAUUUCCGAUCCGAGUUCGUCAAUGGCUGCUCCACCUUCAAGAGCUAGAGCCGAUUAUGAUUACCUCAUAAAGCUCCUGUUGAUCGGCGAUAGCGGUGUGGGUAAGAGUUGCCUCCUCUUGCGUUUCUCAGAUGGUUCUUUCACAACUAGUUUUAUCACCACCAUUGGUAUUGAUUUUAAAAUACGAACCAUUGAGCUUGACGGUAAACGGAUCAAGCUCCAAAUUUGGGACACAGCUGGUCAGGAGCGGUUCCGGACAAUUACAACUGCUUACUAUCGUGGAGCCAUGGGCAUCUUGCUGGUCUAUGAUGUCACUGAUGAAUCAUCCUUCAACAAUAUUAGAAAUUGGAUUCGCAACAUUGAACAGCAUGCAUCUGAUAAUGUCAAUAAGAUAUUGGUAGGAAACAAGGCAGACAUGGAUGGAAGCAAAAGGGCUGUGCCUACUGCCAAGGGACAAGCUCUUGCUGAUGAAUAUGGAAUGAAGUUUUUUGAAACCAGUGCAAAAACAAAUCUAAAUGUAGAAGAAGUUUUCUUUUCAAUAGCCAAGGACAUAAAGCAAAGACUUGCAGACACUGACUCAAAGGCUGAGCCCUCGACAAUCAAGAUUAAUCAAUCAAACCUGGCAGCUGGGGCUGAUCAAAGUGCACAAAAAUCAGCUUGCUGUGGUUCUUAAUGCAUGGUUGAAUCAUCUUCUGAGAUGGAACGUGAACUAUGAAAUCUGUCAAAAAGAAGCGAGAACAAGCAUCCGGGAGAUUGAUUGUUUUGACUGCAUAUCCAGUGAUUAUAAUUUUCUUAUCAUCAUUCAUUUCAGGCUUGUUUGCUGUCAGAUAUGUGUAUUCUUUUAUUAUUAUUAUUAUUAUUAAAGAAUUUUCUUUUUCUUGUGGCAGACUGUCAUGUAUUGAGAUAAUUUUUCCCCUUUACCACUCCUAAUGUCAAGACCUUAGUAGUUUGUGAUGGUUCAUUUACUAUGUACAAAAAUAUUAUUAUCAGCCUAAAAUGCCGUUUAAGAAUAACGUCUCCUGUUGCCUUUAAACACAAAAAAUAUAUGUACCUGCUCAGAAACUUUCCACAUCAUGUUAUUUUCUGUAGGGUUCCACAGCAUAAAUACAGAACAUGACAGACAAACUGCAAACUUUGACCGAUUUCAUUGGAUGCGUAAAACUUAAUCUUGUUUGAUGUCUCCGCCUAUACCGGACAAGCCAAAAUUCUCCCUUUUCUCACAAGAUACAUGAAAUCUUUCCAACGUAAUCUAUAGAAAUAAUAAUUCAUUGCACUACAAGGCAAUAUGUUCAGUACAGAUAACACCUACGCUACACAGAACACCUACAUACAUCAAGCUCUCCUCUUCAGCUGUUAGUCGCAAUUCUUUGUCUGCCCAAGGACUUCAUCUAAAUGAACACGCGGCGUACAACCCUUUUUUUUUUAACUUUGUCUUGAUGGGGGAGGGAGGAGGCCGGGUUUAAACAUCAAACCUGGCAAUACCAACCACGAGUCAGGUGACGCUACCACCUAUCCACUACCGUGCAUACAAUACAAACACUUGCAGAACUUCAUUUUCAAAGAUGGUGUUAACUACAGACCACAUUUUUUACCAGGAAAAAAAAAGGGGGCA
Molecule: messenger RNA, 1720 nt
Organism: Rubroshorea leprosula
Lineage: Eukaryota; Viridiplantae; Streptophyta; Magnoliopsida; Malvales; Dipterocarpaceae
Source: the annotation of a GenBank genome assembly